UGAAAUGUUUCCUUAUUAAACAUCUGAUGAGUUCUGAAUUAUUCCUAAACCAACUUCUCAGAAUUACAGAUCUCAGAGAACGGGGGAAAUAAACAAGAAAAUGGCAUUCGAGAUAUCAAUAUAUGAUUCUCAGAGAUCACUGAUUGAUUCAAGUUGGAUGCAGACCAGUAAUGAGCUCCACCGGAUGCUUGCAUCAUCCCAACCAGAGUAACAAUGCAUAAAAACCCUAUCUUCGUUUUGCAUAUUGAAAGAUUCUCCAUCACAGAAAACUUGAGAAAAUUCAAGCACCAAUCUUGUUACCAGCAUUCCUUAGUGGGGUUUCAGAUGUCAAGCAAUAGCACUUUCCUAACUUUAAUACACAAACUUUUCAGACCCAAUCCUUUGCUUUCUGUGUUCCUCACAUCACAUGCUUCACCUCUUCAAAUUAAUCACUACAAAACACCAACAUGUGUGCAGGCAACCAAUCAGAAGACUGUCUCCACAAAACUGUCACGUGAUUUCCUGUGCUUAUUACACGACAAGAGGCGCUCGGUAGCCAUGGUCCCCUGUUCGACGGCCUCAAAUUUAAAUGUGAUCUCUUAGACUUGCAAAAGCCAGCUUCUUCGAACUUUCUGUAUUAGUCCCACUGAGUCCAUAUAUAAUUGGUCUGAGAGUUUGCAGGUUGCUUGGCCAGCAUAAAAGUUGAUCACCUACGUAGCACAGACUGAAGAGGGAAGCAUGGUUUUGCAAGAGAUGUUCAGUUCAUAUAAUGCAACAAAGUACAAGUUUCUCCAACUCCAGAUGGCAUGGCUGCCUCCAAAAUCACCCUGCUGGUGUGAGCACGUAAGCAUGGUUACACAACUUUGCUUCCUUGGGAUCAUACUACUCCAGUCUGUGCAAAAAAUUCUGAGUCAUUUAUGCAAGCGCAGAAGGAAAGACACAGAUCAACAUACAAAGAAUUACCCUGUUGACAUCAAAGUUGGCAUCUCUUACAAAGCCAGCUUAGUCUGCUCCUCUUUACUACUAACAGUUCAUUGUUUCAAGCUACUGAUGCUGUUAAAUAGUAGUAAUGAGACCUACUGCAACUCUACAAUUAAAGUUUUCUCAUCAGAGAUUAUGCAAGUAGUGUCAUGGGCAGUCACAUUGAUUGUGGUAUGCAAGGCUCCCAAGGAAAAGCAUGUCAAGUUUCCUUGGAUUCUCAGGGCAUGGUGGAUUUGCAGCUUCUUCUUGUCUGCUACAUGCACGGCUCUCAAUAUCUAUUUAAGAACUGCCGAAAAUGGCCAUCUUGAAUUACAAGAUUAUGCAAACUUCACAGGUCUCCUUGCAUCGACAUGCUUACUGGCUAUGUCUAUCCGAGGGAAAACAGGCAUAGUCUUUGUGGUCUCCAAUGACAUUGCUGAGCCACUUCUCAAUGGGAAAAAUGAUAAACAUGUUCAAUACCAAAGGGAAUCUCCGUAUGCAAAAGCAUCGCUUCUUCAACUAGUUACCUUCUCCUGGCUCAACCCAUUAUUUGCUGUAGGGUUCAAGAAACCCCUUGAACAGGAGGAAAUUCCAGAUCUCUACAUCAAGGAUUCAGCUGGAUAUCUCUCCCAUGCCUUUGGCAAGGACCUAAAACACAUUAAAGAAAAAGAUGGAACAACACAUCCAUCUAUCUACAAAGCAAUAUAUUUGUUUAUCAGGAAGAAAGCAGCAAUUAAUGCCCUUUUUGCAGUGAUAAAUGCUGGAGCAUCAUAUGUUGGCCCAUACCUUAUCGACGACUUCGUAAAUUUUCUUACUGAGAAGAAAACCCGGAGCUUGGAGAGUGGAUACCUUCUUGCUAUAGCCUUUCUAGGUGCCAAGAUGGUUGAGACAGUGUCACAAAGACAAUGGAUCUUUGGAGCUCGCCUAUUAGGCCUUCGCCUCAGAGCUGCUUUGACAUCCCAGAUAUACAAGAAGGGCCUAGUUUUGUCCAGCCAAUCUCGCCAAAGCCACACCAGUGGGGAAAUCAUCAACUACAUGAGUGUAGAUAUUCAAAGAAUUACAGACUUCAUCUGGUACUUAAAUGUUAUUUGGAUGUUGCCUAUACAAAUUUCUUUAGCAAUCUUCAUUUUACAUACGAACCUAGGUCUGGGAUCAGUGGCUGCAUUAACAGCAACCUUAGCAGUAAUGGCAUGCAACAUACCCAUCACAAGAAUCCAGAAAAGAUACCAAUCUCAGAUCAUGGAUGCCAAAGAUAACAGGAUGAAAGCUACAUCAGAAAUUCUUCGAAACAUGAAGACUAUAAAACUUCAAGCGUGGGACAGCCACUUCCUUGACAAACUAGAAAGCUUGAGGAAGAUAGAGUAUAAGUGGCUCUGGAAAUCACUAAGAUUGUCAGCAGCUUCAGCUUUCAUCUUCUGGGGAUCACCCACUUUUAUCUCUUUAGUGACUUUCAGUGCAUGCAUGCUACUGGGAAUUCAACUCACAGCAGGGAAAGUCUUGUCUGCACUGGCCACCUUUCGAAUGUUACAAGACCCUAUAUUCAAUUUACCUGAUUUACUUUCAGUAAUAGCACAGGCGAGAGUUUCAGCAGAUAGAGUUGCUUCAUACCUUCAGGAAGAGGAAAUACAGCAGAAUGCCAUUGAGUUUGUUCCUAAAGAUCAAACAGAAUUUGAUGUUGACAUUGAGAAUGGGAAGUUCAGUUGGGAUGGUGAGUCAAGUGCACCAACCCUUGAUGGGUUACAGUUGAAAGUAAAGAGGGGGAUGAAGGUGGCAAUAUGUGGGACUGUAGGGUCAGGCAAGUCUAGCCUGCUUUCAUGCAUUCUUGGAGAAAUACAGAAGCUGUCAGGUUCAGUAAAGAUUAGUGGGACGAAGGCUUAUGUACCUCAGUCUCCAUGGAUACUCACAGGGAACAUCAGGGAAAACAUUUUAUUCGGGAACCCCCAUGACAGUUGCAAAUACGACAGGACAGUUAAAGCAUGUGCCCUGAUAAAGGAUUUUGAGUUAUUUUCCUGUGGUGACUUAACAGAGAUCGGAGAAAGAGGGAUAAAUAUGAGUGGAGGACAGAAGCAGAGGAUACAAAUUGCCCGUGCAGUUUACCAGGAUGCAGAUAUCUAUCUACUUGAUGACCCUUUCAGUGCAGUGGAUGCUCAUACGGGCAGACAACUCUUUGAGGACUGCUUGAUGGGUAUUCUCAAAGACAAGACUAUACUUUAUGUUACACACCAAGUCGAGUUUCUCCCAGCAGCAGACCUCAUUCUGCCUAGUGCCCACAAGAUGUGCAGUAAAAAAUCUUGUGCUUACUUGUAUGGUAGUGAAACAAAUAAAUCCAGGAAGCAUUGCAUAAUAGAAAGAAGAGAAAUGUACCUGGAUUACUUCAAACCUUUGGUGAUGCAAAAUGGAAGAAUUGCACAAGCUGGCACAUUCCAAGAACUUCUAAGACAGAAUACAGGAUUUGAAGUUUUAGUCGGUGCCCAUAGUGAAGCUCUACAGGCAAUUCUGAAAGUAGAAAAUUCCAGCAGAACAUCUCAAGAUCCAACACCUGAUAGUGAAUUUAACACAGAUCCUGCUUCAAAUGCGGACCUGAUACUCACACAACAUGAUUCAGAGCAUAACCUCUCUCUAGAGAUAUCAGAAAAUGCAGGAAAACUGGUGCAAGAUGAAGAGAGAGAGAAAGGAAGCAUUGGAAAAGAAGUUUACUGGUCCUAUAUAACAGCUGUGAAAGGUGGAGUUCUAGUUCCAUUAAUCCUCUUUGCACAGUCAUCCUUCCAAGUAUUGCAGAUAGCUAGUAAUUACUGGAUGGCAUGGGCUUCUCCUCCUACAAGUGACACUGAGCCAGCAGUGGGGAUGAAUUUCAUGUUACUUGUUUACAUGAUACUAGCCAUAGGUAGUUCCCUCUGUGUGUUGGCACGAGCAAUGUUAGUAGCUACAGCAGGACUUUGGACAGCACAAAAACUCUUCAUAAACAUGCUGCACAGUGUACUCCGUGCUCCAAUGGCGUUCUUUGAUUCAACGCCAACUGGAAGAAUCUUAAAUCGGGCAUCUACAGAUCAAAGUGUGAUAGACCUGGAAAUGGCAACCAAAUUAGGUUGGUGUGCUUUCUCUGUGAUACAAAUUCUGGGGACAAUCGCAGUGAUGUCACAGGUAGCAUGGGAAGUGUUUGUCAUCUUCAUUCCAGUAACUGCCAUAUGCAUAUGGUACCAACAAUAUUACGUACCAACAGCAAGAGAGCUGGCACGAUUAUCAGGGAUACAAAGAGCUCCAAUCCUCCACCACUUUGCAGAAUCACUAACAGGGGCAGCAACAAUACGUGCAUUUGAUCAAGAAGACCGUUUCAUUGAUGCAAACCUUGAUCUCGUCGACAGCCACUCAAGGCCAUGGUUCCAUAAUUUCACAGCAAUGGAAUGGCUCUCUUUCAGAUUAAAUCUUCUGUCCAAUUUUGUCUUUGCUUCAUCACUUGUCGUGCUUGUCACCCUUCCUGAAGGAAUUAUCAAUCCAAGCAUUGCAGGGCUUGCAGUCACUUAUGGAAUAAAUUUGAAUGUUUUGCAAGCUUCAGUCAUAUGGAACAUAUGUAAUGCAGAAAACAAGAUGAUCUCAGUCGAAAGAAUUCUCCAGUACUCAAGCUUAGCAAGUGAAGCAGCCCUUAUGAUUGAAGACUGCAGACCACCUAACAACUGGCCCGAAGUUGGAACAAUUUACUUUAGAAACUUAAAGAUUCGAUAUGCUGAUCAUCUCCCAUCUGUCUUGAAAAAUAUUACCUGCACAUUUCCGGGAAGGAAGAAAAUUGGUGUCGUGGGAAGAACAGGGAGUGGGAAAUCAACUCUUAUACAAGCCAUUUUCAGGAUUGUUGAGCCCUCUGAAGGGAGCAUUAUAAUUGAUGAUGUGGACAUUACAAAGAUAGGUCUCCACGACUUAAGAGCAAGGCUUAGCAUCAUCCCCCAGGACCCAACAAUGUUUGAGGGAACAGUUCGAGGGAACCUUGAUCCUUUAGUUCAAUAUUCGGACAGAGAAAUAUGGGAGGCUUUGGAUAAAUGUCAACUUGGUGAUCUGAUACGUGCAAAGGAAGAGAAGUUGGAUGCCACAGUGGUUGAAAAUGGAGAAAACUGGAGCGUGGGGCAAAGGCAAUUAUUCUGUCUUGGGAGGGCGUUACUAAAGAAAAGCGGCAUUCUCGUACUGGAUGAAGCAACAGCUUCAGUUGAUUCUGCAACUGAUGGAGUGAUACAAAAGAUCAUCAGCCAAGAGUUUAAAGAUCGAACGGUUGUGACAAUAGCACAUAGAAUCCCCACAGUCAUAGACAGUGAUCUUGUUUUGGUCCUAAGUGAUGGGAGAGUUGCAGAGUUUGACAGACCAGCAAAGCUACUAGAAAGGGAGGAUUCUUUCUUCUCCAGACUCAUAAAGGAGUACUCCAUGCGAUCAAAGAGCUUCAACAGCUUAGCAAAUAUACAGAAUUAAGUUCAUUUCAGUAAAUCUUAUUGAAACUGGGUGGGAGUAGAGGAAGCAAUAGAGGCAAGGAACCGGGACGCAUGAAAAAAAGGCAUACAAUCCUAUCAAAGCAAAGGAGACAAAAACAACUCUACCCAUUUGAAGUUUAGUAGGAAGUGAGCCAAAGCUAUUGCAGUCUGUUUUAUAUAAUAUAAACAGAAGAAGAAUAAGAAAGCGUUAGAAUAAAGAGUAUCCCAGAAUAUUGGGAUAUAACAAAAACGAAAUGAGAUUUGCCUACUGUAUAUAUAUGUAAGAGCAAGCAAAAAUCUUAAUUCCAAUUCUAUCAUUCUACCAACACCAAGCUAGAUUCUAAGUCGAGAAAGGAAAGAACCUGAUUCCGACAAUUCUUUUUGGCCGGCGACAGGAAUCCGAUGACCGGCUUUGCGGCUCCGUCGUAUACUAGCGUCGUCCUCCUCUCGACCCCUGGCAAGUUAAUAGAUUAGAUGGUAGAAU
Messenger RNA from Rubroshorea leprosula, 5871 nucleotides. The record is from the annotation of a GenBank genome assembly. Lineage: Eukaryota; Viridiplantae; Streptophyta; Magnoliopsida; Malvales; Dipterocarpaceae.